Messenger RNA from Mugil cephalus (flathead mullet), 2564 nucleotides. RefSeq names its product golgi associated kinase 1B (gene gask1b). Gene Ontology annotation, cellular component: Golgi apparatus. Bases 188 to 1726 code for a protein of 512 amino acids. The record is from RefSeq and is a predicted model, not a curated record. The transcript has 4 exons. NCBI's taxonomy places the organism in Eukaryota, Metazoa, Chordata, Actinopteri, Mugiliformes, Mugilidae.
GCUUCGAGUUUGGGUUGGAGGGUUUUUCCCUGCCUGUCCAUCCACUGCGCUGUUGUCUCCCCGCACUCCAUGGCCACAAAUCCUCCCUUCUCAAAUGAGUUUAGGAAGUUGUGCACUCCUCCCUGGUUUGAGUUUUGCGCAAAGAAAGAAAGAAAGAAACUCCACCGUGAUAAUGACAUAAGUUCUAAUGGGGAAGUCUCGCUUUCACUGGCUCUGCUUCCCUCUCUUAAAACUACACAGCAACUUUCGGAGGUGCCCUCUUUCAAAAAGGAGUUUGAUAAUUGCGAUCGUCUGCUUAAUCUAUCUGUUUUUCGUGGUUUCACAAGUUGGACACUCGCAGCAACACCGGGCCAGACGGACCGAUAAGGACAACAUUCGGCACACCAGUGGAUUGUAUGAUUUGGAGAUUAACGGUGCCCUGUCAGCCUCUGAGGAUUUGCAGACCGGUGGGAGCAUUGCCGUCCCGACUCGGUCCAACGUGGUCUACAUUACGCUUAAGUCUAAGCGUCUGAAACCGGUACACAUUCGAGGUACAAUCCGACCAAAACUGAGGAGAAAGGUGAGGAGAAAUAAGUCAGAUGAUAUUUCUUCUACACGGAACAAACUUGUCUCCUUGGAGCAGGACUCAGGCCACAUUAAGCGCAACUUUGCACCCAAGACGACCAGGAAAGAAACGAGGGAUGUUAAUUAUAAAUUAUUGGAUAUAAUCCAGAAAUCUAAUGAUGCAAAAGCAGACUCUCACAUUAGCUCAAUACGAAUUUACAGCCAAAGGGCACCGCCGUGGUUCAGCGCGCAGGACGUGAAAACCAUGCGUUUUCUCGCGGAUGGCAAAGUUUUGCGCAUGAAAGAAGUCUCUCGUGGAGACGUCCCGUCACUUCUGAUAUUUGAGGGUGAGACGAACGUUCCACCGGCCGACCAAAAACAUGCAAAAAAGACGAAGGUAUGUGGAGGGCAGUGUGGAAUCGUCCACAGACCCGUGGAUAACACGGAGGUAUUUGCUUUCCAUUUGGACAGGGUGCUGGGGCUUAAUAGGACACUGCCAGCUGUAAGCAGGAAGUUCAGCUUUUUACACGAUGGUCAGGCGUGCCCAGUGGUGUCGUGGGAUCCAUCUCUGUACCAAGAAGACUUUGCUGCAGACAGAGCCACUGUCAGGUUAACAUGGGGUGAAUACCAGAGCUCCUUGAAGCAGAGGUGUUGGCAUAAAAACGUCAGCCCAAAGCCUGGCUCUGGCUGCUCCACAGUUCAUCACUAUGAGUGGAGCAAACUAGUUCUGUUCGACUUCUUGCUACAGAUUCACAGCCGCCUGGAUCAGAGCUGCUGCGGGUUCAGGCCUCGGCGGGAGGACGUGUGUGUCGAGCUGGGCCACCGUGCCGAGUGUGGAGACCAGGACCACGUACGUCUGGCAAACAUCGUCUACAGGGGUCAUGACCCCAGACACCUGGUCUUCACUGACAACAAGGGAUACUUCGACCGCAAUGAGGACAACUUGGACUUCAGGCUUCUGGAGGGAAUCAAGGAGUUUCCAGAGUACGCCAUUUCUGUGCUGAGGAACAGGAAGCUGAGGGAGAAACUCCUCCAGUCCCUCUUCCUGGACCAGACAUACUGGGAGAGCCAGAGCGGCCGGCAGGGCAUCGAAAAGCUGAUCGAUGUCAUCGAGAGGCGAGCCAAGGUCUUACUCACCUACAUCAAUGCGCAUGGGAUCAAAGUCCUCACAAUGAAUGCUUGAUGAUUACUGAGAAACGAGAAAGUGUAUUAAUGGUCUGCUCCUUUUGACUGCACCGCGUCCUGUCAGACUCUCCAUCUACAGGAUGAUGGACCUACUGUAUCUGACGCUUAUCCCUUUAUCACCUCACUGAGUUCAUCUAUCAUAGGAACACAAGAGUACAUGCCACCCAGUAUAAACAUGACAAAAAAUGAUGAAUGAACCAAAAGUACAUAUAUUGCCAAUACGAGACUGUGUGAAAGCCAUUUAUACAGUUAACAGGUUUAAAUCCUUUAAGACCUGGUAUCUACGUGGCACUGACCUUAACUGAGACUUUAAUUAAUUUUGACAUUGACAAUGAGUCUAACUUUUAAUUACGAUUACUUCCUGCUUCUUAGUUUUCUUUUCUUUCCCAGAGGUUUGGAUUUUGUAUGGAUGUAAUGAGCCAAAUUCUGAAUUAUUUUCCCUCAGGUGGUAUUGAUAAAGCCUCUUUUGUUUAGCUCACAGUCCGCAACCCAGACACCCCUCGCACCUUGGCCACGCUGUCCACACUGCACAGAAAACAAAAUAUAUAUAUUUUCAUGAGUUAUUUGAUUUGGUGUGCCCUGUGUACAACCAUACUUAUUAUCAUUAUCAUUCACAGACAUGUUUUCAAUGACCUGGGAACAGUGACCGAAAUGUUUAAAGUGAAUAUUUUUAAUAUGAAAAGCCACACAGUGUUAUUCACCAUUAUAUGCACACUUAUUCAGUUACAAUAUUACAUUUUUGUGGAUUGCUGUGGCCAGUGUUGCUUGAUUUAUUUAUUUUUGUACCUUUGUAAGACUGAAUGUCAGAUGGUCAAUAAAAGCAUUUAUAUUCCAAA